CCUGAACAAGUGAACAGUCACCCGGGUCAGGUCUCCGACAUAAGGUGGUACCUAUAGUACCCGACGAGCACCGCUAUUCGAACCCAGCCGAAUACGACUUUCUGACGAACGUAGGAAGAGGUUAACAGCGACAGGUGUCUCACCAAGAAGAUCCCUUUUAGUGGACUUUUUUUAAACGUGACCGUGGUGCCAAUUAGUGGAUGUUUUGAUUUUUAGUAUGCGAGAUUCGUGGAUUUAAUUUGAUUCAAUAGUGGUUGGUGCUUUUUGUGCAGUGAGUGGUUCAAUUUCGCCAAAGUUCACCUUAUGGGAUUUUACCUCUUUUUCUAUAGGUUUUUGAAAGAUCCUUCGAAUGGCGUCCGUUCUAAGGAUAGCAUAUUCGAUUUGUCUAUUACUUUACCUGCCAAAGAUUGAAGCUCAAGGACUAUGUGAGGUGGAAAAGGGGGCAUCUAACAUAAUUCUAGAUAUAGAAGAAAGUCGAGGAACAUCUGUUAGUCAAGAGACCGUUCCUGCAGAGUUACCAAUAACAGGAGAACCAAAUGUAGAUAUAUUCCUGGAUUUGUCUUUUCCAAAAGGAAUUCCGAUGUUUUUCCUUAACGGAAAGAAACUGCAAUUACUAUCUCCUUUAGACAGAGAUGAGAAUAAUCUUUCACAUAUUGUGUUCCAGCUAAUAUGUACAGUUAAAUCCACCCACAAAAAGAGGACUAUCCCUGUAAUUGUAAGACUGACUGAUAUUAAUGAUAAUGCACCGCAGUUUAUUAAUACGCCAUACGAAACCAGCAUUUCAGAGCUGACACCUGUAGGAACAACGAUUUUCCAGAACAUCGUAGCUAAAGACAAAGAUACAGGAGUCAAUGGACUUAUAGAGUACUCCAUAGUUAAAGCCGAUUACAUACCGCCCGAUGAUGGAAUAGGUAAAGGGCGUAUUCACAGUGAAGAUGGUUAUGGAUAUUUCGCCAUCAACUUGCCACACCAAGGUCAGGUUACCGUCAACAGGACUUUGGAUUUUGAAAAGACUCAACGAUAUUAUGUCACAAUUGUAGCUACCGACCGAGCUCGUGAUCCCUCUCAAAGACUAUCUGCUACUACUACGUUAACAGUGAAUAUCAAAGACGACGAUGAUCUUCCACCAUCUUUUAUUUACAAAAACUGCAUGCUGCUGGACGGUACUUGCAUCAAUCCUGAAUAUACAGCCUCGGUGUCCAGCGGAGUACUUCAAGGAGUACUUAACAUUUCACCAGAGAAGAUUCAAGCGGUGGACAUGGAUACCAUCAAUUCUCCAAUUCAAUACUCAUUCGUCAGUGGUGUACCUGAAACGUACAGCAACUAUUUUCGAAUUGAUUCAGAAACUGGACAAGUUCAUCAGAUUAAACCAGUGGAUACGUCGACGACAAAGAAAUUUAGCAUCAUAAUUAAGGCUCAAGAGGUUUCCGAAGCGAAACGAUCAACGACAGCCAAAUUGUUUAUUACUGUUAAGCCCGUAGAUGCCCAUCCACCAGAAAUUGUAUUAUCGUCUUUGGAAGGUUUCGUCAAAGAGAAUUCUCCCAUUGGGAAGAAGGUGUUAGAUGGCGGUGGAAAACCGAUAUUGGUUAGCGUCCAAGACAAAGAUUUCGGGCCAGACGAUCCCAAACCAAGCUAUACUUUCGAACUAACGACACCUUAUUUCGCCAUCGACAAAGAAAACCAUCUGGUAGUGAAUGAAAAUAACCUCGACAGAGAUCCUCCGAAUCCCGGAAAAUUCAAGUUUCAAAUAGUAGCCAGAGAAAAGCAAGGUAUUGCUGCCAGCGCUCCUAUGUCAGUGACAGUUCAUCUGCUUGAUGUCAACGAUAAUCCUCCAGUACUACCUAUUAUUCCUCCGGUUUCAGUACCGGCGGGAGAUAUAAGAAGAACGGUUACGAUGAUUCAAGCUACUGAUAACGAUGAAGGAGAGAAUGCUGCCAUUAGAUACUCAAUAUACCACGUCUCCAAUAACGGUAACAACAAAUUUAUGAUAAACCCCAUAACUGGGCUUAUAGAAACCGUUGGAAAAUUAAACGCAGGCGAGCAGUACAGUCUGACUGUUCAAGCAACAGAUUCUGGUGGACUAUACAGUCAAGCUAUAGUCGAAGUUACUAUCAGUCCUGGUCCGAAUACCCAAGCUCCAGUUUUUGAGCAAUCUGUCUACGACAUUGAAGUGAGUGAGGGAGCUACGAUUAAUUCCACUAUUGCUACGCUUUUGGCUGUGGACCCGGAAGGCGAUCCAGUGACAUACUCCAUAGUUUCUGGAAACGAUUUAAGACAGUUUGCUAUAGGUGCUAAAAGUGGUGUUAUAACAAUUAUAAGACAGUUAGACCGAGAAGAUUUAAACAGAUAUCAACUGGUUAUAAAAGCUGAGGAUGCUGGAAAAUUAGCAAGCACCGUACGCGUUAACAUUAAGGUAACAGAUAUCAACGACAAAAAUCCGGAAUUUGUAGGAGAUCCUUACCAUUUUAAAGUCAAAGAAGGUCUAAAUAAAACAACUGUCGGUUUUGUGAAAGCUACUGAUGCAGAUGAAGGUGUCAACGCUAAAGUCACCUAUUUCAUUCCCUCAGAUUUGCCCUUCGACAUAGACAAUGACAGUGGAGAGAUCACUACCAACACACCUUUGGAUUAUGAAAAACAAAAGGAUUACCAAUUUGUAGUAACUGCUAAAGACGGUGCUACAGAUCCCAGAAUUGCAACUGCCACAGUUUCUGUAGAAGUUCUUGAUGUUGAAGAUGAAGUUCCAAUUUUCGAAGUCCCAGUUUACGAAGCAACUGUACCGGAAAAUAUGCCAGACUAUUAUGUUACAACAGUUAAGGCAAUCGAUCCAGACACUAUCAAGAAGAUUACCUACGUUAUUCAUCAAGGACCUACAGAUCUUUUCCGAAUAGAAGAAAAUACCGGAGCUAUCUACACAACGAGAGGGCUUGAUUACGAAAAAGAAAACCAGCAUGUACUUAUUAUUGGUACAUUAGAAAACAUGUCCAAUAAAAAUGGAAGUACUACAAAAGUUAUCGUCAAUGUUGAGGAUCGAAACGAUAUUCCUCCCGUAUUCACAAUAAUCCCACACCCCAUAACGUUAGAAGACGACGUCCCAAUUGGCACCGUUGUUACUACUCUUGUAGCUACUGAUUCUGACGGAACAGCUCCUGGGAAUAAGGUUAGAUACGAAAUAGUAGGAAGAGGAAAAGCGCCGAAGUACUUCCAAAUUGACUCUGAUACAGGAGUAUUAAAAGUAACCAAUGAUUUGAAAAAGGAAAUCGACACGGAAUAUCAGGUAGACGUAAGGGCUUUUGACUUGGGCGAUCCUCAAUUAUCAUCAGUUAUUACGGUUGACGUGUAUAUUCAACAUGUAGCCACAGUGGCGCCGGAAGUGGGUCUAAGGUUUGCCGAUUCUUCGUAUAGUUUGCAAGUACCUGAGAAUGCUACAGUUGGAUAUAAAAUAAAAACUCUUACUAUUGUUAAUAGUAAAACCCAUGGAGCAAACAUACCCCUCAAGUGUCAAAUUAUUUCUGGAAAUAAGGAAGGAAAGUUCUUCAUAAACGUGACAGAAGAUAGAAAUUGUGCCAUCUACCUCAACGACACUCUUGACUACGAGACUCAAGAGAGCUAUCAUUUUGAAGUAGAAAUAAUGUCCCUAAAGGGCUUCAUCAACAAAGAGUUCGCCAUUGCCCAGAUCACCGUAAAUGUCAUCGAUGUUAACGACAACAAACCAUUUUUCAUCUAUCCUUAUCCAGAACUAGAAAAAUUCUAUGCUGCGAUUCCGUAUACGUCUCCGAUAGGAUCUACUGUGACGCAAAUAAAGGCAGAUGACAAGGAUAGUGGAAAAUUCGGCAAGAUUAAGUACUCCCUGUCGGGAAAUUCUAGUGAUGAGCUGUUUAGUAUCGACUCUUCUACUGGAAUAGUACAAACUAAGAAGUCAUUUGAGAAUUUUGAUGAUUCUUCUUUACCUAUCAGAGUUGAAGUAAUUGCCAGAGACAAUCCAAACUCAACCACAGACUUCUUCGAAAUAAGAACUUCGUUAAUAGUUAAUCUUAUUUCACCAAUGGACAGGAUGAUUUUGGUGAUAGGGGAUGCUCCGCCUGACGUAGUACAAAAUAAAAAGGAUGACAUCAUAAGAAUUUUACAAGAACAAACGGGGUUGAUAGUCGGAGUAGAACAACUAAUAUCUAGGGAAUACGUAGGAGGGAAUAAUACUUUGGAGACUGAUUCUACCGCUACCGAUGUCUGGUUUUAUGCUGUAGAUCCUGAGACUGAUACUAUAUUGGAUAGAAAUAGUUCUAUAGUUAAAAGGGCCAUUUACGAGAAAUAUGCUAUGGCGAAUAUAACAGUCGCCAUAACCAGUCAAAUUAAGCAAACGGCUGUCAGCAUCCACGAACCACUAGCAAUUCAAAAACCAAAAACGACUGUAAUGGCGUCGUUUAACACAGAUAUUUUCCCAUACGCUUUAAUUGUAAUUGCGUGUAUCAUAGGUAUCUUAGGAUUUGUAGGAAUCAUUUAUAUCUGUGUGUCUUGGUCAAGGUAUAAAUCUUACAAGGAGCAAGUCCAACGACAAUACACAGUGCCUUCUAGUCCGACACGAUACGACACAGUCUACGUAGAACCAAAUCUAAAAGAAUACGAAACUCAAGUUCUACAGAUGUGCGUACCUGUAGACGAUCAGGAAGACUACAACGAUCUACAUUUAGAUUUUAGUAAUAAGAACCACACGUUUAAUUUAGACAACGUCAGUUAUAUAAGCAAAGAUAACAAUCUUAAAAAAUAUGGCCAACAAAGUCCUGCCAGCAGUGAAUCUGCUACAACUGCUAGAGCAUCUAGUGUAGGAGAUCAUGUUUUAUCAAAAAAUCUCGAUCAUUCUUCAAGGAAUGAUCAUAUGUAUAGAUCUUCCGAUGAAGACGAAAUGAAUGCCAGUCCAACGAAUGAUAAUGUGAUGUUUAAAGAAAAGAAAGACUAUUUGAAUCUAGGUUUCACCUAUGACCACUCACCUGUAGAAACAACGACGGAACUGUAGAUAAAUAUUUUUAAGAAAUGUGUAUAGUUAUAUCUAACUAAUUUAUAAUGAUAUAUUUAGAUAUAUUUUAAAUUUAAUUUUUUACUAUGGAUAUUUUAAUAUAAAUUUAGUUUUUAUAUAAAA
Molecule: messenger RNA, 5131 nt
Organism: Diabrotica virgifera virgifera (western corn rootworm)
Lineage: Eukaryota; Metazoa; Arthropoda; Insecta; Coleoptera; Chrysomelidae
Product: cadherin-99C
Exons: 25
Coding region: 350-5008 (1552 amino acids)
Biological process (GO): cell-cell junction assembly; adherens junction organization; calcium-dependent cell-cell adhesion
Cellular component (GO): plasma membrane; adherens junction; catenin complex
Molecular function (GO): calcium ion binding; cadherin binding
Source: RefSeq, a predicted model, not a curated record